This is a messenger RNA of Macrobrachium nipponense, 2516 nucleotides long. It is a transcript of the gene Arp5, whose product is annotated as actin-related protein 5-like. Lineage: Eukaryota; Metazoa; Arthropoda; Malacostraca; Decapoda; Palaemonidae. The transcript is spliced from 14 exons. The record is from RefSeq and is a predicted model, not a curated record. Gene Ontology annotation, cellular component: cytoplasm; Ino80 complex. Gene Ontology annotation, biological process: regulation of DNA-templated transcription. Bases 139 to 2229 code for a protein of 696 amino acids.
ACCGAUUCCUGAAAAUAACAAAGCGAAGAACAUUGUUUACAUGUUGAACCAGAGAUUUCGCACCGGGAUCUUUGCAAUUGCAAGUUACAAAGUGGCUGCCUUAGGCAAGUGAGCCACCUUAACGUAAGGGCUGCAGCAAUGUCUGAAGCAGAUGAAGCUGUUCAGAUCUAUGAAUUGAAGGAUGCGAGACCAUCACCUGACCCCAUUCACUCAUAUACUUCAUCUCUAAAAGGAGUUCCUUUAAUAAUAGAUAAUGGAUCCUAUAACUGUCGGGUUGGUUGGGCUACAGAUAAAGAGCCUAGGAUUGUAUUUCGUAAUUGCUACGCCAAACAUAGGAAAGAUCGGGGGAAAAAGACAGCUGCAGAAACAGAGAUACUUGUGGCCAAUGAUAUAAACAAUAUUGAAGCUGUAAGAUUUCAGUUAAAAUCACCUCACGAUGAGAAUGUUAUAACUCAUUUUGAGGCUCAGGAGACGAUGUUUGACUACACAUUUUCACACCUUGGAAUUUGCACAUCACAAGUAGCACACCCUGUUAUUCUCACAGAGGCAUUCUGCAAUCCCAAUUAUUCUAGACAGUUGAUGUCCGAGUUGUUGUUCGAAUGUUAUGGGAUUCCAAGCAUCACAUACUGUGUUGAUGGCCUCCUUAGUUAUCAUAGAAACAAUCCUAAAAAACCCCAUGGGUUGUUAAUUAAUAUAGGUAAUUAUACAACUCACAUUAUCCCAGUUCUUGAGGGAUACGCUGAUGCUAUGAACAGUCGAAGGAUCAGAAUGGGAGGCCUCCACUUGACAAAGUUUUUGUGGCGGUGGCUGCAACUAAGGUUUCCACAACAUCUUAAUGCAAUAACACUCUCAAGAGCAGAGGAAAUAAUCCAUAACCAUAUGUACAUUGCUGAGGACUAUAUGGAUGAAAUUUCAAGAUGGACAGAUGUCAAUUUUUAUGAGAAAUAUGUUAAGAAAGUCCAAUUGCCAUUUGUAGCUGCUCCAAUCAGCACUGUUUCCAUUGAGCAGCAAAGGGAGAGGCGAAAGGAGGCUGCAAAAAGGCUUGUGGAAUUGAAUGCAAGAAAGAGGGAGGAAAAGCUUAUGGAGGAUGAAGCUGAACUUAAACACCUCAUGGAGCUGGAAGAGGCUUUAGAAGAAUUUACGCCUGAUGAGCCAGAGUAUCAGCAUGCUUUGGAGGAAGCAGAGGUAAACUCCCCACAAGAGCUCACUAAGAAAAUAAGUGUUCUUCAGCAGAAAAUAGAGAAGACCAGACAGAAAAUGUUGCAGGCAAGUUCUGCUGCAGCUGCUACUGAGGAAGAGGAGCCUAGACCAAAGAAGUUAUGUGAAGAUAUGAGUCCCAAGAAGAGAGCAGACUUAGAACAGUGGGUUGAGGGAGUUAAACAGCAGUGGAGGGAAAUCCAGGCCAGAAGAGCUGCUCGUAGACAGAAGAGACAGGAAAUGGCAAAACGUCGAACUGCAGCUUCACAGGAAAGAAUGCGCAUCAUAUCCCAACUAGCAAGAAGAGAGAAGAAAGAUGACAACUUUGGCAUGCGGGAUGAAGAUUGGGAUGUUUACAAAGCUAUUAAUAAGGAGGGUGGUGGUUCUGACAGUGAAGAAGAAAAUGAAAAGCUACAGGAGUUGGAAUCAGCUUUACGCCAGCAUAGCCCAGAGUUCCUUGGUGAUGCUACAACCAGUAAGCCAACUUCAAUUGCUGAAAAUUAUCAAAUUCACCUAUCAACUGAACAGAUCAGAAUUGGGGAGCUGUUGUUUCAGCCCUACAUGUAUGGACUUGAGCAAGGUGGGAUUACAGCCACAAUUCAGUAUGUAUUAGGUCUCUUUGAUGCUGAAACACAGAGUAAGUUGGUUAGCAAUGUCUUCUUAACAGGUGGACCAGCCUUUCUUCCCGGUCUCAAGUCUAGGAUAGAAAGAGAACUGUUAGCAAUGAGGCCAUUCCAGUCACACUUCAAUGUUGGUUUAGCACAGAACCCUGUUUUAGAUCCUUGGUUUGGUGCUCGUGAUUCAGCUGCUGAUUUAGUGAAAAUUGGAAUUACAAAGGAGGAUUAUCAAGAACAUGGAGGAGACAGAAUUAAACAUUAUAAAUUAGGCAACAAAUACUGGGCUCCUUUAACACCAGUAGCUCCAGAAUCUGCUCCUGGGUCUGCAGUCCCCAGCAAAGAGACCACACCGGCCCCUGAAUCUGCAGUGUUAAGUGAUGCAUCGCGUAUGGAAGUUACCUCAGAAACCGCUUAAAACAAUUACCAUGCAGCAAUACCAUUUGUCAACGAAGAAGACCAUUGCAUUAUAGAAGAGCAUUAUUAGAAGCAUGCUGUUUUCAAGUCCAGCACUGUAAAAGCAAAAGUGCAUUAAAGUCCUUUUUCAAACUUUCAUUUGUUUGAAUUCACGUUUCACAAAACGUAAUGCGUCACUUGAUUUUAUAGCUGAUGCUUUUAAUAAAUUAUUUUCACAUUAUCUCAUGUAAUGCUUCAAAUAGACAUAAGACACUUUGUAAGACUUAUUCAAAUAAAAUUUUUUUUACA